AUAGAGAAAAUCAAAGCAGAGGAUCCGGAUUCAUUUUGGAUAUGACACCAAAAAAAACUUUAGUUUUUUUUUUUUUUUUAAAAGAACCUUUCCUAUUGAAAGGGGCGAUAGCAUAUUAAACUCACAUACACAACACGGUUGCUAGGACUUGAACCCAGAACCUUGCCUGAGGGAGUAAAUACUUCAAACUACCACACUAAUAGGUCCUUUACUUAGGUAGUUAAACUCUUAACUUUGGUAAACAUCCGGGUAGUAAAAUAAAAUUUACCCUAUUAUUAUUCACUGCAGAAACUCAUUCUCUGUCUGUGCCUAGGGUUUCAAAACAAGAGCGAUGAAUAACAAAGUGAACAUCCAAGCAUCAACCACAUGGAGAUGGACAAGUCUGGCCCCCCUGCAUCGAACAAAGAUAGCCCAAUUGAUUACAGCAUUCUCCUUAUGCCUUUUCGUAGACGCUCGACAACAGAUUUGCAAGAAGCGUGGCCGGUGCUGGAAUCAUCUUUAGAAGAAUAUGGCAUUUCAUGUGAAUUGGAUAUGGAUCAGUUUUUCAUAACAUUCACAACAACCAGGGCUAAGGACCCAUACGCUAUUCUCAAUUCUAGAUAUCUUAUCCGACUUUUGGCAGCAGAAGUUCCUCCACGUCAGGCAUUAAAAGUAACGUACGGAAUGCCAUGUUACCUUAUCUACACUGGGUAUCAUUUAGGUGGGCUUUGCUCAAAAUUUGGGAUCAAGACGGAUAAGUAUGUUUCCCGGAAGAAACUGCUCACGACUCUCCCGAUACAGGAACUUGAAAAACUGACAGGCUGUUCCAUUUAUCUCCGCCCAAAUAAUGACAUGGUUGCUGCGAUGGGUCCAAUUAAAGGAUUGAAGCUAGUUAGGAGUAUUGUGGAAGACUGCAUUGUUCAUAAUAUGCCUCCGGCACAUCGUGUAAAGAGGCUUGCAAAUUAUGUUCAAGCAAUUAAGGGCGUUGAGGGGUUGAGAUUAUGAUGAAUAAUCUGGAGGUUGAGAGAUUGAAUGUUGGGUUCUGCUGCUCCAAUUGUGGUCGUUUAGUCCAUGAGUUUACACUACACUACAAGAUGAUCAAUUAUAUAACUAAAAAACUAGGAAUUGAAGGAUGGAUUCUGUAUUUUAGAAAUAUAUUAUUUACUUGUUGAGAUG
Messenger RNA from Prunus persica (peach), 1155 nucleotides. Its product is annotated as KRR1 small subunit processome component homolog. The record is from RefSeq and is a predicted model, not a curated record. The transcript is spliced from 7 exons. Gene Ontology annotation, molecular function: RNA binding. NCBI's taxonomy places the organism in Eukaryota, Viridiplantae, Streptophyta, Magnoliopsida, Rosales, Rosaceae. The coding region runs from base 367 to 984 and encodes 205 amino acids. Gene Ontology annotation, cellular component: nucleolus; small-subunit processome.